AUGCACCCCCGCAUACCUUCCUUACUUGCCCUGGUGGCGGUCAUUGUGAUUUUAUUCAUCCUUCUUCCUCACUCUCCCGUGAAUCCAACAAAGUACAUCUGCUCCUCCAACUUUCUUUCUGACACUCUUAUCGGCCAUCGUGUUGCUCCAGACGUUGCGCCCGCUCACGAUAACGUUGUCAUAUACAUGCUCGCCCAACCUCAUCGCUUUGACCAAGCCGCGGUUACUCUCAGGUCCAUAGAAAAUAGUUUCAACCGACGACUGAAGUACCCUUAUGUUGUGUUCAUGUCCGAAGACGAGCUAGGCCAGGUGACCGAUGAAAUGAGAGGGAGGGUUGAUGGGAUAACGGAUGGCAAGGUGACUUUUGCCACUCUACGAAAGGAAGAAUGGGAUGUACCGGAACAUUUGGACAAGUCUCGCGUUGAGGAGUCGUUAAGGACUAUUGGGUUCUCCAUGGGUUAUCGUUCAAUGUGUCGAUUCAACUCCGGACUGUUCUAUCGCCAUCCGGCGCUCGCCAAGUACGACUGGAUUUGGAGAAUCGACAGUGACAUCGAGUUUCACUGCGAUGUGAAUUUCGACCCAAUACAGCGGAUGAUAGACGCCAAAGCCCUUUACGGCUUCAUACAAAUCGCCCGGGAUUAUACUUUUGUCCAACCUACUUUAGUCGAGACAGUCUCUCGAUUCGUGGCCAAUCAUUCGGACAUGAUACCCUUGGAUGCCAAUCUUGGCUUCGGAUGGAAAUCUCCACGAAGUGUACAGAAACUCCUCGAAGGGCAUGCGACGAAUGAGGAUUGGAUUAUGUCGAUUAUGUAUAACAACUUUGAGAUUUCUCAUCGCAGUGUGUGGGAGAGUGAAUUGUACGCAAAAUUUUUCGACUACUUGGAUGAAGCUGGAGGUUUCUUCUACGAAAGGUGGGGAGACGCGCCGGUACACUCGCUUGGUAUCUCGAUGUUAUUGAAGAAAGAUCAAGUGAUGCACUUUUCGAAUGAGAUGGGCUAUCAGCACCCUGCUAAUUCUGGAUGGAGUUAUGGGUGUGCUAGAAGCUCUCCGCUGUGUACUUGUAACAAGGCUGGUCGUUCUAAUUUCAACUAUAGACAAAACGAGUGGUUCAAGGCCCCGGAAUAUGAUCGCUCAGGAACUUGA
Molecule: messenger RNA, 1143 nt
Organism: Marasmius oreades (fairy-ring Marasmius)
Lineage: Eukaryota; Fungi; Basidiomycota; Agaricomycetes; Agaricales; Marasmiaceae
Exons: 11
Coding region: 1-1143 (380 amino acids)
Biological process (GO): cell wall mannoprotein biosynthetic process; protein N-linked glycosylation
Cellular component (GO): membrane; Golgi apparatus
Molecular function (GO): alpha-1,2-mannosyltransferase activity
Source: RefSeq, a predicted model, not a curated record